Molecule: messenger RNA, 429 nt
Organism: Anopheles marshallii
Lineage: Eukaryota; Metazoa; Arthropoda; Insecta; Diptera; Culicidae
Product: general odorant-binding protein 83a-like
Exons: 2
Coding region: 1-429 (142 amino acids)
Biological process (GO): sensory perception of smell
Molecular function (GO): odorant binding
Source: RefSeq, a predicted model, not a curated record
AUGUUUAAGAUGUUGACUAUUCUUCUGCUGGCAAUAACCACAGCGGUAGCUAUUGAAUUGCAACCAAACAUUCUACCUGCAGAACUACUAGAGCAGAUAAGUUGGUUUCAUUCCGCUUGUCUGCGCGAAUCCGGCACCAGCGACGAUCAAGUUGCACAGUUCAAUCGACCAGAACCGGUGGAGGCAUCACGCGAACUACAAUGCUACAUGUACUGUAUGUUCCGCAUGCACAACGUCACUCGACCCGAUGGAGAUAUCGAUUUGAUAGACGUUUACCACGCCAUACCAAAGCGGUUCAACUCGAUCGCUCUUAAAGUGCUCGUAAAGUGUCACAAAUUGGCCGUAUCAAGUGAAGAUCCUUGCGAACGGGCCUACGGGCACCACAAAUGCUGGAAAGAGACCGAACCGCAGCAUUACUACCUCUUUUGA